AUGCUCCGUCCCGGCUCAUCAGUCAGCUAUAAUAGGUAGGAGAAAAGAGAGAUUUAUGUGUGCUCCGCGAGCCCAUUUCAGCGCGAUGAGCCACGUUUCGAUCGACGCGCACCCGACGGAGCCGGCCGUGGUGGUCCGCAUCGAGCAAUCGACCGGUAAGUACCGUUUUUGUGCCUUUUUGCAGAAAAAUCAGAGUUUAAGACAAAGAGACAAAGUUGAAGAGCAUUAAAUUUACUAUAAAAUGAGUAUAAUCAUCAUAUGCUUUGGAGCAAAAACAUUUUUGGGCUCAAAAUUGGGUCUAAAUAUUUUUGCUCAGAAUCAUGGCAUGUUAUAUGCGAUUAGAUGGAAAAUUUCACGCUGAUCAAUAUUGUCUCUUAACGUUUUUGCCCAAAUUUCCUGGUUUUCGAGUUAGAAGCCCAUUUUCAAAAAGACUAAUAAAAAGUCGAUAAUUUGCAGGUUCGUCAUCGCCAAAUCCUCUUCGGAAACGGGCCUCUCCUGCGAAUAUUCGAGAAACGAGUGCCAGCCAGAAAAUGUUUGAAAAAAUUUGCAUUUUCCAAUGGAAACCGAUUCAUUUUCAGUAUAAAUCUGAAAGAACUGAGCCCGGACACGGACAUCAAGGCCCUGGCCGCAGUAAUCCUUCAAAAGUGCGCCUACAUUCCGGCGACUUCGAAAAAUCAACUGGAACAAGUGUUGUACUAUCUGCAAAAGCGGGGAAAUCAACGGAUCAGCAGCGCCCGAUCGAGUAAGGCGUUCAACUUUGAGGGACCGUAUCUCGUUGAAGUCUCAAGAUUUUCUCAUGGCUCGGCGAUCAAUCGAUAGAAAUUUCUGUGCUCUGCAACUUUGUAGUUGACCAUUUUUUGCGAUAAUGCGUGGCCGUUGAGAUAUUCGCUGUUUAGAAAGAAAACCGUGUAUAUCUCAACACCUACGCAUAAUCGCAAAAAACGGUCAACUACAAAGUUGUAGAGCACAAAAUUUUCUAUUGAUUGGUUUUUGAACCGUCAGAAAAUCUUGAAAACUAACCGAGAUACGGCCUCUCAAAGUCGGGCCAAAAAUGUUGAAUGUGGCCGUGGCCUAGAAUCCGACAAGUCCACCGUAAUCGCUUGUGUUUAGGAAGCUCAUCAGCCGUUUCUUUCGACCGUAGACCCCUUACAAGUACCGUCCAAAAUGUCGACAUUUCAAAAGUUGAUGUAAGUUUUUUUUUUUUUACUAGGUCACCCACUUUUUUUUCCCCAUUUCAGGAGUACAUGGAAUGCUUUUACGGCGAAACGUCGGCGGAGAAAAACAAAGGAGCCGUGGCACUGUGUGAGCUCUCGAAAUGCGCUCAAAACUUGAACCAACUGGCGACGAAUGGUUUGUAACCGAAAAAAAUCAAAACUCUGCUUUUUCCCUUUCAGAAACGCUAAUGAUGGCGCUGGCGCGUGUUUUUCGUGAGGACUGGAAAAAGCACUUCGAGGUGGCCACGAAUAUUAUGAACGUCUUUGUGAACCUGUCGAGAUUUACGAAAUUUCACGAGAUUUUGCUUCAUCACAAGGUAGAAUUGAUGAUAAGUCGAAAAAUAGAGCAGAAAGAGGUGUGCGUCAAGAGAAAAAGUUGCUCGGUGUGAAAUUUGAAAUUUUUACACUCAUUUUGUAGCAUUUUUCCGUGUCAUUUUUCCGUAUCUCUUCAGAUUGGUUCGCUGUGCGUGAACGCGAUGGAGCACGAGACAAAACGCUACGAUUUGUGGGCGAACGAGAUGAAAAAGGCGGACCAGGAGACGCAGAGAAAGCUGAAAACCGCGAUAAGGAAGCAAGGAAUGUUAUUGGCAGGUAUUACAAAAACGUUUUGUUUUAAAUUUGGUCCCAAACUGUUCAGCGUGCAUAACUCUUCUCACAAACCUCGCCACUGACAUUAGUGUCGAGCUGAAAAUGGUGCGAAGGAAUUUGACGGUCCUGCUUGUCAAGUAAGCCAUAAAAUGCUAUAAAUUUAGCCGAAACGGUCCGCUUCCAGAUGCCUCCAAAUGUCGCUGAACCCCGCGAGUUCGCUCACUUUGGCCACCGUUCGUUUUCUGCUCAAAUUGAGCAUUUUCGAAGAGAAUAAGGCGGUUAUGGAGCAGAAUGGGACCGUCGAAAAAGUGCUCAAACUAUUUCCGAUCCAAGAUCCGGAACUCCGCAAAGUGGCCAUCAAACUGUUGUUCAACUUUUCGUUCGACCCGAAAAACGUGCCGAAAAUGGUGGACGGCGGACUCGUUCCGCACAUGGCCUCACUGAUCGAAGAGGACCAGAAAGCGCUGAACAUGUUGUACUUGUUGAGCUGUAACGACGACGCGAAAGCGAUGUUGGCCUACACGGACGCUAUUCAGUUGGUAGGGAACUGUUAGGAAAACGUUGAGCGCUAAUAUCAAACAACUUUGAAUGGAUAGUGUAGAGUUUUGAGAUGUUCUAUGGCUUUGGAAAGUGUUUAAGUGAAAAGUUGAUGUCCGGUGGAACACUUUUAUAGUUGAUCACUUUUUUGUACGCUCAUUCCUAGGACUACUGGAGCUCUUGAAAGUUGAAGCUCUUUCAGCGCUCCUCAGAUGGUCCUUAAACUUGCCAAAGCUACAGUAGCCGUGAGAGUGGUUGUACGAAAAAGUUGUCAACUAUGAAGUUAAAGAGCAUGGUUAGAACUAUAAUUUUGCAUUUGACAACUUUUUCGUACGCGCAUGCACAAGAGUACUGUGGCUCCUGGAAGUUGGAGAACAAUAUCUUUUUGUAGCUCAUGCGAGACUUGCUGAGCGGAACGGGAAGCCAGGUGACGAAAGCGGUCCUUCUCAACAUUUGUCUCGAAAAACGCAAUGCUCAGUUGGUGUGCGGUCCGUCCGGACAGGGCCUGGACUUGCUCAUGGAGCUCUCGACGGCCUCGAAGGACCUGAUGCUGAUCAAGGUGAUCCGCGCGAUCUCCACCCACGAGGGAGCCACUCAGAACAUGUUUUUGGUAGGAUCCACGAGAUAUUACAUGAUUUUAUAGUGGAAAUUGGUUUAGAAAUGGAUGGAGAAUCUGUUGGACAUUGCGAUGACGGACGGUACGGACACUUCAGAGUCCAAAUCGUCGUUCGGAUUGGAAUGCAUGGGCACCGUCGCCGAAUUGAAGCCGGCGCCGUGGGCAAAGUGAUAAUAAUCCGAUUCUGCGCGUAACUUUUCAAAUAUAUUGUAGAAUAAUGCAGUCGAAAGGUCUGGUGUCCUGGAUGAAGACGGUCCUUCACGAGGGCAUCGACGAGUCCGAAGAGAUUACGGUACUUCGGGAGAUCAAACCGCUUCAACUGCAAAUUGUGAUCGCCUGCGGGACUAUGGCAAGACAAUUGGACGCGGCGAGGCUCCUGGUCCCGCUGAUCGACACUUUUGUGCAUCUUUUGCAGUGUGAGUUGAAUGAACAACUUUGUAUGAGUAUUGUAGCGUUCAGAGAAGCGAUGUUGUUCUCAAAAUUGUUUUCUAAACUCUUGACAUCUGGUACUUUGUUUUUGUAGUUGAUCACGUUCUUGUACGAGCACUAUCCGGGUUACUGUAGCUCUUGGAAGUUUAGGUUGCAAAAACCAAAACUAUUCAAACUUUCAAGAGCUACAGUAGGCUUAGGAAUGGUUGUACCAAAAGGUUAUCAACGACAAAUAUGUAGAUCCGAGUGUGUACUUCAUUUUUGCAGUUGAAAACUUUUUUGUAAAAUUACUCCUAAGACUACUAUAGCUCUUGAAAGUUGGGGCCCCUGAGCAUAUCUCGAAACUCUACAAUAUCCGUUUUCAGCCUCGCAGAUCGAUGACGAGUUCGUCGUGCAACUUCUCUACGUCUUCCUUCAACUUUUGAAGCACAAGGUAAGUGAGGAUAGGAUUACGGUAGCCGUCCAACCUACAGUAAUCCCUUCAGGAACUGUCCGCCCGGCUGAUGACCCAGGAUUCGACGCUGGCGCACCACAUGAUCGAUUUGAUGCACGACGCGAAUUCGGCGGUCCGAGAAGUGUGCGAUAACGCCCUUUUGAUAAUGGGCGAACAUUCGAAAGAAUGGGCGAAACGCAUCGCCGGCGAGCGCUUCAAAUGGCACAACGCACAGUGGUUGGAGAUGGUCGAGGCAAGUGCGCUCCACUGAGAAUUCGAACAUUUUCGAGUUUCAGCGAGACGAUCAAGAGUUUGUGCAGCAGUAUGAUGACGAGGACUUUGGCGCAGACCUGAAUUUCGAUCACUAUGAGGAUGGGUUCGAUAUGAACGAGCCGUUGUUUUGA
This is a messenger RNA of Caenorhabditis sp. 36 PRJEB53466, 4221 nucleotides long. The record is from the annotation of a GenBank genome assembly. Lineage: Eukaryota; Metazoa; Nematoda; Chromadorea; Rhabditida; Rhabditidae.